AUGCCUCCUUUGCAGUCCUUCUUUUCUGAUGCUGACGAUACGGAAGUCAUCGAGAUCUCAGAUAGUGACGACGAGACGAAUACUGACGAUGAACGAACUCGGCGUAAGCUGACGGCACUUUUCGAAGAUACUUCAAUCUCGGCAGACUCGGAAUCCUCAGAUGACGAAGUCCUUGGUCCACGCACUCGCUUGCGAUCAGCAAGAACAUAUCGUGACGAGGACGCCAGAUCGAUUGACUCGUCAGAUGAUACCCUUGAUAGUUUAUGUGAGGCGCUGGCCGAAGAACUUCACAGCCUCGAAAGUCCCGAAGAUCUAGCUCUGCUCUACCCUCGAAAAUUCUCAACAUCGUCCGCCCUCGGUGUGGCCCUGCCUUGCGCGUCGGAGCAUGAUGUCUUGAACGAAUUCAUUGCAAUGGACAAGAAAAAUAUGAUACCUUCCGAUGAAGGGGAUUUCUAUGAGUUCGAUCUCGAAGAUUUCUCUGUCUAUCGCUCUCCCGAACAGCCGUCCGGAUUUAAAGGACAAUAUGAAAACUUGGUCACAGUACAGACAUCGAAAAAGACGGAACAAUUUCUCGUGGAUGGAAUAUUGGUACACAACGGUAAUCGACGCCCCGUUAGAUGUGCUUUGAUCUCGACUGUGACAUUCGGGGAGCUGGAGAAGUUGGAAAGCUCCACCACCGAAGGUCAGAUAUGGAUUGACACGGUCCAUUCUUCUGAGAGGAAAUAUUAUUAUCGACUCCGCAAGCCAGCCGCAGGAUACAGAGAGCAUUGGAAACAGUUUUUGUGGGUUGCGAAUCUCUGCAAGUAUGUUAUUGACUUCCUCAAAGUCAAAGGCAAUGGCGUAGGUCUCAGGGAUUUCGAAUCGACCUUUUGGAGAUGGCUAAACCAUCAACACGGCGAGAAUAUUUCUUCUUGGCAUCUUCAGUGUGGGAAAAAGGAGGACUUUCGACCUUGGAUAUGCCAGCAUCGAUUUUUUCUUUGGAAUACCUUUUAUGGCUUACAUAACAAGCACGAUGCACAUUCUUUAUGGAACGAACUCGGGGUAUUCGACCGUCCUGAUAACAGAAAAAGUCAGUCCAAGUCAGAGAAGACCGUCGUGACUCCUCAGAUUGGAGAUCAGUUUCUUCGUGUGUUUCCGCGCUGGCGAAAGCUUCAACUACUCGAGAUUGUUCAACCAUGUCCAGAUGUGAAGGCUUUUCGACAACAGAGAAUUCAUAAGUGGAAAUUCCCGCAAAAAUUGGCGUAUCGACAAGAGCGCUAUUUCAACAAGCAAAGAACCUCUAAAGCUGCCUCAAUUCUCGAGAAUACAAAAGCAGAUCAACAUAUUUCGCUAAAGCCUUUUGAGUUGAUACGAAAAGUGGUUAUCAUUCGAUUGGGAAAUCGACAGCACUAUGAACUCCGUUACGCGUUUGUUCGAUGGGCUUCAAAUACCUCUAUCAAAGUAGUCUGGGCGGUCUUACCAUCAAGCACACUCUGUGGCUCAGAGAAGGAUGGCACAGAAUACCCAAUCGGUAAUGAAUUAUUCUUCUCUGAUCAAUGCAAUUGUGAAGAGAUUUCAAUUCAAAAUGUUGUGAGGAUUGUUAACGUCAGUGUCUUUUCAGAUCACGCCAAAGCAAGUGAGAGUGCAGAACUUUUCAUUCAUUGUCUCUUUCGCGAAAAGGAAGAUUCAUUUAUCACAGCUAUCGAAGAUGAGCUUAUCUGUUAUUGUCAAAGCAGACAAAGCAAGAAAAAUGCUCAGAGUUCAGUCACUCGUAAUAGCGAUAUUCAUUAUCCGAAGAUGAAAGUACUCAGUCUAUUUGCAGGCGGUGGUCUAUGGGAUCACAGUUUCACCUGUUCAGGUUAUGCAGAGAUUAUUACUGCUGUUGAGCACGAUGAGAUGGCUAUACUUAGUCAUCGAGCAAAUUAUCACUACUCAAGAGACACACAAUAUAAACUUGAUUCAGUGAAUACAGUUCUGCGGGAAUAUCUGACAGGAGUUGGGCUCCUGAAUCAUGUCGACUGUCUCAUUGCUGGUUGUCCCUGUCAAGGUUUCAGCCCCUUAAACAGACACCCAAAUUCUGAAGGGGCUCUCCGGAACUGCACACUACUGGCCAAUACGAUCUCAUAUAUCGAGACCCUAAUGCCAGCCUAUGCUGUGAUUGAGAACGUACCGAGAAUGAUUGAGCGCAGGAGUCCAAAUGAAGGAAAACAAGCUAUAUGUCACCUAGUGGCGCUGGGCUAUCAAGUUCGCAAAAUGAUUCUCAGAGCAGCCAAACUAGGUGGAGCAUCUAAGCGCGAGCGACUUAUCAUCAUCGCUGCUGCACCAGGCGCGGUCCUUCCAGCGUCAAUUGAUGAGAUCUCAGAGCCAAGAGCGUGUAGCCUUACUAUGGCUAACCUAUCACCAGUGCAUAACGACACAAGUAUCAAUAUUCUUGAUCCAUUUCACAUUCCGAUAUCUCGACUCCAUGUAUCUCUUCAAGAUGAGAUCAGUCUAAGAAACGUCGUCCAGCGAAUUCCGACAACCCCAAGUGGAAUGUCUCUAAGCAAGGCUUAUCAUCAUGGCCAUCUAUCACCAUCACAGAAUACGUGGUUUAGAAGUUUGAACGCUAAAAAGCAAGCGAAAGGUUCGAAGUCUUACGGACGACUGGAUCCCAACAAGCCUUUUCCAACCAUAUGCACCAAGAUUGUGCCUAAAAGUGACUCGAAUGGACAAUUAAUGCAUCCUUAUGAACAUCGAACAAUUUCACUGAGGGAAGCAAUGCGCGCAAUGGAUCUCCCGAAGAAUUUCCUACUGAUAGGUUCAAUGUCUCAGCAAUAUGAGAUCCUCGGGAACGGAGUGCCCUACUCGAUCGGUGCAGUGUUAGGGCGAGCAGUCGGUAAAGCCUGGAGAGCCACUUUAAGUCAACGAGGAACCGAUUGCGCAUCGUCCAAUCUCAAUGAGGCUCAAACGCCGCCGCUGUCAAAGCCAUGUUCGAACGCAGCAGAGCCCAGAAGACACAAGCGAGCAGUUGUACUGGAUGAGGAAGACGAAGAAGACGACGAAGGAGCCAUGGCUCCUCCAAUUGUCGCACCUCGAAGACAUAAACGUGCGGUUGUUCUCGACGACUCGGACGAGGAUGAAGGUGAUGAUGGCAACGACUCGGAUGUUGUUUUUGUGGAUGUCAAACCUGUCAAGAGGAAUCGCUUGGUAUGA
Messenger RNA from Exophiala spinifera, 3171 nucleotides. RefSeq lists its product as uncharacterized. Gene Ontology annotation, cellular component: nucleus. Gene Ontology annotation, molecular function: chromatin binding; methyltransferase activity. NCBI's taxonomy places the organism in Eukaryota, Fungi, Ascomycota, Eurotiomycetes, Chaetothyriales, Herpotrichiellaceae. Bases 1 to 3171 code for a protein of 1056 amino acids. The record is from RefSeq and is a predicted model, not a curated record. The transcript has a single exon.